Messenger RNA from Symbiodinium sp. CCMP2592, 1620 nucleotides. The record is from the annotation of a GenBank genome assembly. NCBI's taxonomy places the organism in Eukaryota, Dinophyceae, Suessiales, Symbiodiniaceae.
AUGACGGCCCAAGCCCACCAAGCAGGGAAAGCAGAGCUGCAGAUUUCAAAAGAGAUCCGGCAUUUUGCGCAAUGCAGCCUUGCCUUCACGAAAACUGAAGGGCUAAAAGUCCUGUCCAUUGUCGAGUCUGCGAAAGUGCUACUCCGAGAAGUCUUUGCAUCGCUUCUGGCCGGGCCGCAGGAUUACCAGCCGGUCCUCUUUCAGUAUUCGGCGGACACAACUCCUGUGGCGAAUCGCAAACAUGUUAGCUUGAAAGCUGGCAGCUUUUCAGUAAGGCGAUCCGGGACUUCCACAGAUGAGUUCUUGGUGCAACAAGUGUUCAUGACGACUUGGACGGACUCAGGGCAGUUGAGACAUGGACUCACCUUUUCCGAUCCAACUCCUCUGCGCCACGCCAAGAAGAUGUCUUCGCUAACUGCUGUUGCCAUGCACUGCCCUGGCAUCAGCAUUAGCGCACCGCAGCGUGACCGCGUGCAGAUCCGGCAUCAAGUGCAUGAUCGUGCUGUGGGUCACCGACUCGUUGGGGCAUUGAGUGGAUUCUGGUCCAUGCGCGGUCAGAAACCCGAGCUUGGUGCAACGCAGAGUGAGGCCACCGGAAGCAGCUUGUAUGACUGGCACAGCUAUGUGGCCUGUGCCAGCCAUGACGCCCAUAAUGCCUUGAAGUGGGCGCACCAGACCCUCUUUGCAGAUACCGAGCUUCUGGAAGGAGUUUACAUCGCAGUGAGUGCCAUCCGUAGUUCUUACUACACUUGCGCAGAUGCUUUGGGCAGUUGGCUGGUGCAGUCUGUGCAGCCCGGGCUUGCAAGCACCUUGCCUCCUGAGGACGACUUGUUCGCGUUGUGGUGUUGUCUUGGCGUCGAGCCUGAGCUGGCACGCAAGGUGGCCGAGAUGCGUUUGUUCUGGCGCGAUGGCCGCCUUUUGAUCCUGCAGGAAUUCUUCCACACGGCGGAUUUUCUGGAAACUGUGUCGACCUGCUUGCUGGCUUUGUGGCGUUUCCCUUCCUUCGCGACAUCCAGAUGGUGCACCGUGGGGGCUUCUUGCCGAGCUUUGGCUGCUGGCCUCCUGAGCGGCUACGAUGGCUUGUUGGAGUACAUGCGAAACAAAGGUCUGUUGGGAGACUACUUGUGGAACGGUUUCAAACGUUUAACUGCAAGAGCCGUGGAGUUUGUUUUCGUGGUCGGGCCAACCGCGUACUUGCCGGAAGGGUUUCUCGCGCAUCUGCUGCAAGAUGCCCGCAUUGCUUUGCAGUGCCAGAAAUUGAAGGGCGACAUCGACAUGGAGUACGGCUUCUUGGAACAUCUUCCAGAACAAGUCUGGGCACUCCUUGCGGAGCGUCUUGCGCUAUCAGCCGAAGCGCUUCGGAGCAAAGUCAUCGCCGGGGCCACUGUCUCACGGGCUUUCCUCGAGUGGAAGGUCCUCCAGGUGGCUUCUGCUUUGCCUUGGAGCCUUUGCCGUGGUGACGUCAGAGCUAACAUACAACAGCUGUCAGAUCGUCGUGGUGCACCAGCUGAGCCAAUAGCCCGCAAAAUCUAUCACCUUGCUAAGGGAGGUGUGAACAUGGUGAUUGCAGAGGGCUGUGACUUUGUUAGGCCAGUCUUCCUGGACGAGCUUCUUUACUGA